ACUUUCUUUGAUUCAUCUAGCAAUAUCUGUUAGAUGUUCUUGCUAAGAUUCUCAUUAUAAUUCUUUCCGGAAAUCCUCUGAAUAUUCCUGUUGUGAUUUCGUCAAUGAGGAAUUACACCUGUUGUGCUUUCGGAAAGUCAUGUUGUGAUUCCUCCAGGGAAUACUGCAGGAGUGCUUCCAUUCCCAAGGAUUCCUCCAGGAAAUCUAUUUGGGAUUCUUCCAGAAAAUCCCCCUGUGCUAGCUCGAGGAACCCUAAUGUACCAUGUAUCAUGUAGAUAAUUCUCUUCGUACGGUAAUCUUCAACAGACCACACAAUCGUGGAAUGUUGGUGUAAAUUAAUUGAAGCAUUAAAGACACGAAACUUAAUGAAAGUUUAUUUGAUCGGUUGAUGUGCAAACACCACCUUGUACGAAUAUCAAACCAAGUCACUUCCAUUCAUCCCUCCGAUAUGUUUGUUUUCGUUUUGUUUUUCAGUUCCAAACAAGCGAUGUAAUGUGAAGGAUUGUCGGUCAGAAAUUUGAAAUUGUUCUGUUUGAAAAUGGCCUUAUCGGAUGACAUUGAGUACAAAAUAUGUAUCAUUUGCACCGAAUCGUGCGAACAAAUGUAUCUUACACAAGAGGAUACGGUUGAGAGGCAAAAUUUGGAAGAUACAUUGAAAUCUAUUUUUGAAAAAUUGCAGAUAUCAUUCGACGAGUGUUUGGCCAUAAACCUGUGCAAUGUUUGCACGGAGGAGCUGACUGUCACAUCCCGGUUUAUUAGGAAAAUUGAAGAGGGCAAACCCAAGAUUAGAAAUCUUAUUGCCACGGAUUUGCCUCAAGAUGAUAUUAGUAGGUCUUCUAGUUUAGAAAACAUUACCAUCAAAUGUGAAGAUGAUGAUGAGUUUGAUGAACAAAAUAAUACAGAAUCUGAAGCAAUUGGAGAUCCAGAAUUUUCGGAGAUUUCAAAAAACUGUAACACUGCAAAAUCAUCAGAAGACGAAGAAAAGUUUGAUCCUAGAAGUACUAGAGCAAGCACCAAACCAGAACCACAACCAAAACGUUGCUGUGGUUGUAAGACAGCGUUGACAACAGCUGAGCAAGUGCACAUUCAUUCAGAAAAGCGUCAUCGCCGAGAUAGGAUCACCGAAAGCCAAAUCAUCGAAGAUGAACCAUUUGAAUGUCCAGUAUGCUUCGCAAGAUUCCAAAACAAGACAGAUUUCCUCCGUCAUCAGCGGACCAUGUAUGCCGAUGAGCUGUUCCCGUGCAAACGCUGUCCCGCUGAGUUUGCCAAUGCCUAUAACUUACGCUUGCAUGAAAAGCGUUUUCAUAAACGUGAGAAUACAAACGCCCGCAUCGAUGAGAUGCGUCUUACGAUACAUAAAUGCUGCAUUUGUCGAGAACAAUUUGAUUCCCUGGAUAUGGUUAAGUAUCACGUAAUAAAACGUCAUCCACUCCUAGGUGAAAACAUCGAGUCAGAUAAUCAGUUUGAGUGUGAAAUAUGCUCUCGUUGCUUCAAAACCCAGAAAGUUCUCAUUGAACAUCAGCGGCGGCCUUUUAGGAAGUAUCGAUUCCAGUGCUCUCAUUGCGGUAAAACGUUUAACGAACGGCAGGUAUUCACCGAUC
Aedes albopictus (Asian tiger mosquito) is the source of this 1601-nucleotide messenger RNA. RefSeq names its product zinc finger protein OZF. The record is from RefSeq and is a predicted model, not a curated record. Gene Ontology annotation, biological process: regulation of transcription by RNA polymerase II. Lineage: Eukaryota; Metazoa; Arthropoda; Insecta; Diptera; Culicidae. Gene Ontology annotation, molecular function: RNA polymerase II transcription regulatory region sequence-specific DNA binding; DNA-binding transcription factor activity, RNA polymerase II-specific. Gene Ontology annotation, cellular component: nucleus.